AUGCCUGUCGGCUCGCCGCCCGCGUCGCCCGCGGCAGGCCCGCAUGGCGCGCUGCUCGAUGGCAGCCCGCUCAGUACGCCUUGGACAGACUGCGACCAGCGCGGCUCCCUCUGCGACGCCGAGAAGCUCCGCUUCGACUUUGCGUACCCCAAGCCGCUCACUGCCGAGCAGCUCGCCGCCGUGCAGGCGCAAGUCAACUCGCAGAUCGGCGCCGACCUCGAGGUGCACACGUCGACGGUCGCGCUCGAGCAGGCGAUGGCGAUCAACGGGCUCCGCGCCGUCUUUGGCCAGCAGUGCCGCACCGCCCACGGGGCUGACCCCGCAUUGGGUUCGAUCCUGCGGAGCGACUGGUGCGGCCCCAGCGAGCUACUCGACAAGACUCGUGCGGCCUCGGCCGUGCUCGCUUCCUUCCCCGUGCUCGCUUCCUUCCCCGCCUUUCCGCAGCUCUUGUAG
This is a messenger RNA of Emiliania huxleyi CCMP1516, 453 nucleotides long. RefSeq lists its product as hypothetical. NCBI's taxonomy places the organism in Eukaryota, Haptophyta, Isochrysidales, Noelaerhabdaceae. Gene Ontology annotation, cellular component: mitochondrion. Gene Ontology annotation, biological process: tRNA modification; alanyl-tRNA aminoacylation. Gene Ontology annotation, molecular function: amino acid binding; ATP binding; aminoacyl-tRNA deacylase activity. The record is from RefSeq and is a predicted model, not a curated record. The transcript is spliced from 3 exons. Bases 1 to 453 code for a protein of 150 amino acids.